Lycium barbarum (goji berry) is the source of this 1074-nucleotide messenger RNA. RefSeq lists its product as uncharacterized. The record is from RefSeq and is a predicted model, not a curated record. Bases 1 to 1074 code for a protein of 357 amino acids. Gene Ontology annotation, biological process: DNA integration. Gene Ontology annotation, molecular function: nucleic acid binding. The transcript is spliced from 4 exons. NCBI's taxonomy places the organism in Eukaryota, Viridiplantae, Streptophyta, Magnoliopsida, Solanales, Solanaceae.
AUGAUCCUAAGUGAUGAAAGACAGAAGACAAUUGUUGCAAAUGCAAAUUCUGGUGUACUAGGUGUAUAUCCUACUUCUAUGGGCAACAUUGAUGUUGCAAUAUAUACUAGAAACAAUGGACCUUCUCAACAGUUCAAGAAGAACUUUAAUAACAACUUUAACAACAAUUUCAAUACCUGGAUGUACUGUGACUUCUGCAAAAUGAAAAAUCACACAAUAGAAGAUUGUUACAAACUGAAUGGCUAUCCUCAAGAUUCUAGGCCACCAGAUGCCAAGUACAAGAAAAGACCAUACAAUUCCAUGAAUGAAAAUAACCACAAGUGCAAAAGGUUCAAUAAAGAUGGAAAUUCAUCUGCUUAUAAUAUGGGCCAAUCCUCACAAGGUACAACUAGUAGAACAAAUGUAGGGAUGAAUCAGCUACACAUUCAAGGAAUGCAAAUGGGACCAUAUCCCUUCUCAAAUGAGCAGUAUGAGAAAAUUGUAGGUAUACUGAAGAAUACUCCUGCAGAUACAACAUUCUCUACAACAGGUAUUAGUACAACUUUACUAGCUUCUAAGAGUGUACAAGAAUGGAUAAUAGACACUGGUGCUACCAAUCACAUGGAUCUAUACAGUGGGAAGGUAAAGGAGAUUGAUAGAUUGGUGAAUGGAGUUUGCAUACUAAGUCAGUCAUACAAAAACAUAAGAGUUGCAUUGGUUGUAGAUGGAACUGAAAUUGAUGACAAAGUGGAUGUGCAUCUUUGGCAUAGAAGAUUAGGGCACAUGUCCACAACAACUUUACAUAAGUACUUUCUUAACUAUGUUAGAACUCAGCUUGACAGAAAUGUGAAGAUCAUUAGGUCUGACAAUGGCACUGAGUUUGUCAACUUUGUUUGUGGAAAUCUGUUUAAAAAUUUGGGAAUAGUUCAUCAAAUAAGUUGUGCUUAUACCUCUCAGCAAAAUGGUGUUGCUGAGAGGAAGCAUAGGCAUAUACUAGAUAUAACCAGGGCUAUCAUAUUUGAAGGGAAAAUACCUGUAAAGUUCUGGGGGUUAUGUGCAGACUGCAGUUUAUCUCAUAAACAAAAUGCAAGGUAG